Messenger RNA from Microbotryum saponariae, 808 nucleotides. The record is from the annotation of a GenBank genome assembly. Lineage: Eukaryota; Fungi; Basidiomycota; Microbotryomycetes; Microbotryales; Microbotryaceae.
AUGAUUCGCAUGCGAGCGGAAGUUUCGGGCGCUGGCGACGAGCCCGGCGCGGGCAUUGAAGGCACGAACGGGACCUCUCCUUCAUCAAAGGGAAGCUCUUACGGUGAGCACGUGUCACUGACUCGCGAGUCAGGGACUCAAACACACACCCUUGCUGCCGGCCGCGACAGGUUCGAGUGGAGCCCUGUCCACCCCGUGGAUGGGCAAUUGGUGAUGCUCGGAGGGUCCGCCGCCGGGCGUUCUUCGCGAUGGCGAGAUUGGGCGAGUUUACGGCGGGUUCGGCGGACGAAGAGUUCAUAGCCGAGCGGCAUCUAGCGGUGGCCAAUUCACGUCGGAUCGAUGCGACGAGCGAAGCUCCUCUCCGAUACGAGUUGGACCUCCCGUUCGACAAGGUGCGUCGGCGUGUCGGCCGCACGCUGGUAGUCUCGGCGCGAGACGGCGAGCCCUUCUGCCCGGUCGGAGGCAUCGAUAACCAUUUCCGACUAAACGACCCUCCACCAGCGCGGUUGUUCCCAUAUCGGGCGCGCGAGGGAGGUCAUCGACAGCUGACCUCCUCCGAGUCGGCGUUCUCGCGACGAAUCAAAGACAUUCUCGAGGCGAGCGGAAGGGCGCCCUUGAACAACCACUCCUUUAGGUCCGGUGGGGCCACGUUUUACCUUCGUGAAGGUGUACACACGGAUCACAUCCGAACCUUGGCCGUUGGUCAUCGAAUGCCUUCGACAGGUAUUGGGGGCAACACAAGUUGAAGAUUGCGAUCCAAGUGCUGAGCAAGGCUGGCAAGCUUGCACUCGAUUUGGUUAGGGCCUGA